ACAUACCGAGAAAUGUAUCAUUCAUUAGCGUUCAUUUCAAAACAUUGUUACUAUAAAUAUUUUCUAAAAAAAAUACUACCAAAUGCCACCACUGUUGGAAAUUUGUGUCGACUCGUUUGAAUCGGCCGUGGCCGCCGUUCGGGGUGGUGCCGAUCGCCUGGAAGUUUGUGCUGCCCUUAGCGAGGGCGGAUUAACUCCUUCCGUUGGAUUGCUGAGCGAAAUCAAGUGCUUUAUUCAGAAAAACAACCACCGCACAAAGCUUUAUGCGAUGAUCCGUUGCCGCCAAGGUAGUGAUUUCUGUUACAGUGAGCCUGAGAUGAAUGCCAUGGUGCAUGAUUUGAAGUUGUUGGCCCACGACGGUGCUGAUGGUUUCGUUUUUGGUGCCUUGACCGACGAUGGAAAUAUUCAUGCCGACCAAUGUCGGAUGAUUGUGACGGCGGCACAGACGUUUGGGCUAUCGAUUACAUUCCAUAGAGCUUUCGAUUGUACCGAGGUCGGACGAAUGGCGGAGAAUCUGAAACUUGUUGCAUCCCUGGGAUUCAGUACGAUACUUACCAGUGGCUUCGAAAGGACGGCUGUUGAAGGAUUGCAAAAUGUGGUUCAAUUGGUGAAUAUAGCGGAGCAAAUUAGAGAACAAGGAACAAAAAUGGUUAUUAUGCCCGGUUCCGGUGUUACGACGGAAAAUGCCCAGAACAUUGUACAAACAACGAAAUGCUGUGCGAUUCACGCUUCGGCAAGAUCACUAAAGAAGACUGACCCCGUGUGUGCACUGCCAAUGGGUAGCGUUUCCACUGUUGGCGACGGAUUGUUAGUUUGUGAUGAAAAUAUUGUUAGGUUAAUAAAAAUUCAAAUAGCUACUGAAGUCAUAUGAGGAUGUGAUAACAUUUCCGAUUUGGUAGUAACGUUGUUUGAAUUAAAAUGUAUAAUUAAAUAUAUUUUUGUUCAGUGUGUAGAGGGUCUCAUGAAGAAUUUCAUUUGAUCAGUUUAAUGGCAUCACUCUUCCACUUGUUCUACAAAAACGAAAAAAAAACA
Messenger RNA from Malaya genurostris, 1032 nucleotides. RefSeq names its product copper homeostasis protein cutC homolog. The record is from RefSeq and is a predicted model, not a curated record. Gene Ontology annotation, molecular function: copper ion binding. The transcript has 2 exons. NCBI's taxonomy places the organism in Eukaryota, Metazoa, Arthropoda, Insecta, Diptera, Culicidae. Bases 83 to 871 code for a protein of 262 amino acids.